This is a messenger RNA of Amphiprion ocellaris (clown anemonefish), 6195 nucleotides long. It is a transcript of the gene upf2, whose product is annotated as UPF2 regulator of nonsense mediated mRNA decay. Gene Ontology annotation, cellular component: cytoplasm; exon-exon junction complex. Bases 4 to 3948 code for a protein of 1314 amino acids. NCBI's taxonomy places the organism in Eukaryota, Metazoa, Chordata, Actinopteri, Pomacentridae. The transcript has 21 exons. Gene Ontology annotation, biological process: nuclear-transcribed mRNA catabolic process, nonsense-mediated decay. Gene Ontology annotation, molecular function: protein binding; RNA binding. The record is from RefSeq and is a predicted model, not a curated record.
CUAAUGAUUAUAUUUUUAGUCAGGCAUCCUUCGCGGAACCUACUAGACGGGGUCCUGCAGCGGUUCACACGGAAACCAACGCUAACGGCCGAUGUUUGUUUUGCUACAGUUAGCAGUAUGCCUGCUGAACGCAAGCGCUCAGUAAACAUGGAUGAAAAAGACGUCUUCGCCUUCAGCAACAAAGAAAAAGAGAAGGACCGAGAGGCUGAGAGACGACCAGCGUCGGCUCGAGACAAAGCAAAAGACGAGGCCAAGAUGAGCGGCAAGAAAGACGGCGGCAAGGAGGAGAAGAGGAAGCGGCUCGAGGAGGAAAAGAAGAAGAAGGAGGAGAAGGAGCGGAGGAAGAAAGAGGAGGAGAAACAGAAGGCGGAGGAGGAGCAGAAGAAGAAGGAGGAGGAGGAGAAGAGGCAGCAGGAGGAGCAAGAGAGGAAGGUUCAGGAGGAGGAGGCCAAAAGACAACGAGAGGAGGAGGCAGCUCUCCUCAAGGAGAAGGAGGAGGGUCAUCAGCUGCACCAGGAGGCCUGGGAGCGCCACCAGUGCAGGAAGGAGCUCCGCAGUAAGAACCAGAACGCCCACGAGGGUCGACCUGAGGAGGCCUUCUUCAGCCGCCUGGACUCCAGCCUUAAAAAGAACACCGCCUUCGUCAAGAAGCUGCGAACGCUGACCGAGCAGCAACGAGACUCGCUGUCCAACGAUUUCGCCUCGCUCAACCUCAGCAAAUACAUCGGAGAGGCCGUGAGCUCCGUGGUGGAAGCCAAGCUGAAGAUCUCCGACGUGGGCUGCGCCGUCCACCUGUGCUCGCUCUUCCACCAGCGCUACACCGAGUUCGCUCCGCUGCUGCUGCAGGCCUGGAAGAAGCACUUUGAGGCCCGGAAGGAGGACAAGGCGCCCAACGUGAGCAAGCUGAGAACGGACCUUCGCUUCAUCGCCGAGCUCACCAUCGUCGGCCUCUUCACAGACAAAGAAGGCCUCUCGCUCAUCUACGAGCAGCUGAAGAACAUCAUUGGCACCGACCGCGAGACCCACACCCACGUAUCCGUGGUGAUCAGCUUCUGCAAACACUGUGGAGAUGACAUCGCCGGCCUGGUGCCCCGAAAGGUGAAACUGGCGGCUGAGAAGUUCGGCCUCGGCUUCCCUCCGAGUGAAAUAAUCACCACCGAGAAGCAGCAGCCCUUCCAGAACCUCCUGAGGGAGUAUUUCACAUCCCUCACCAAACACCUGAAGAAGGACCACAGGGAGCUGCAGAACAUCGAGAGACAGAACAGGCGAAUCCUACAUUCCAAAGGGGAGCUGAGCGAGGACCGACACAAGCAGUACGAAGAGUUUGCCACCUCGUACCAGAAACUGCUCGCCAAUACUCAGUCGCUGGCUGACCUGCUGGACGAGAACAUGCCGGAGCUGCCUCAGGAUAAGACUGUACAGGAGGAACACGGUCCCGGCAUCGACAUCUUCACCCCCGGUAAACCCGGAGAGUACGACCUGGAGGGAGGAAUCUGGGAGGACGAAGACGCUCGCAACUUCUACGAGAACCUGGUGGACCUGAAGGCCUUCGUCCCGGCCAUCCUCUUCAAGGACAACGAGAAGAGCGGCCAGGGCAAGGACAAGGACGACGCCAAAGACGGCAGAGAGGCGAAGGACUCGGCUAGCACCACUGAGGAACUGGAGCUGGAACUGGAAGCUCUGGACAUCGCAGACGAACCUCUGGAACUGGAGGGAGGAGACGAGGUGGAAAAUGAAGAACUGGCUAAAAAACUGCUGGACGAACAAGAACAAGAAGACGAGGAGGCCAGCACUGGUUCACACCUGAAGCUGAUCGUAGACGCCUUCAUCCAGCAGCUUCCCAACUGUGUCAACAGAGACCUCAUAGACAAGGCCGCCAUGGACUUCUGCAUGAACAUGAACACCAAAUCUAACAGGAGGAAACUGGUCAGAGCUCUGUUCACCGUCCCGAGACAGAGGUUGGAUCUUCUGCCUUUCUACUCCCGUCUGGUGGCGACUCUUCAUCCCUGCAUGUCUGACGUCGCUGAGGAUCUCUGCUCCAUGCUGAAGGGAGACUUCAGGUUUCAUAUUCGGAAGAAGGACCAGAUCAACAUCGAGACGAAAAACAAAACGGUCAGAUUCAUCGGGGAGCUGGCCAAGUUCAAGAUGUUCUCCAAGACUGACACGCUGCACUGUCUGAAGAUGCUGCUGUCUGACUUCACCCACCACCACAUCGAGAUGGUGUGUACGCUGCUGGAAACCUGCGGCCGCUUCCUGUUCAGAUCCCCCGACUCUCACCUGAGAACCAGCGUCCUGCUGGAACAAAUGAUGCGUAAAAAGCAGGCCCAACAUCUGGACGCGCGCUACGUGACGAUGGUGGAGAACGCCUACUACUACUGCAACCCUCCACCCAUGGAGAAGACGGUGAAGAAGAAGAGGCCUCCGCUGCAGGAAUACAUCCGUAAGCUGCUCUACAAAGACCUGUCCAAGGUCACCACGGAGAAGGUGCUCCGGCAGAUGAGGAAGCUGCCGUGGCAGGACCCCGAGGUGAAGAGCUACCUGAUCUGCUGCAUGGUCAACAUCUGGAACGUCAAGUACAACAGCAUCCACUGCGUGGCCAACCUGCUGGCCGGCCUGGUGGCCUACCAGGAGGACGUGGGCAUCCACGUGGUGGACGGAGUGCUGGAGGACAUCCGGCUGGGCAUGGAGGUCAACCAGCCCAAGUUCAACCAGCGUCGCAUCAGCAGCGCCAAGUUCCUGGGAGAACUCUACAACUACCGCAUGGUGGAGUCGGCCGUCAUCUUCCGCACCCUGUUCUCCUUCAUCUCCUUCGGGGUGAACCAGGACGGCAGCCCCAGUCCUCUGGACCCUCCAGAACACCUGUUCCGGAUCCGGAUGGUCUGCACGCUGCUGGACACCUGCGGUCAGUACUUCGACCGAGGAUCCAGCAAGAGGAAGCUGGACUGUUUCCUCAUCUACUUCCAGCGGUACAUCUGGUGGAAGAAGAGCCUGGACGUGUGGACCAAAGACCACCCGUUCCCCAUCGACAUCGACUACAUGAUCAGCGACACUCUGGAGCUGCUGAGGCCGAAGAUGAGGCUGAGCUGCUCGCUGGACGAAGCCACCAAACACGUGACCGACCUGGAGAGGGAGGUCCUCGUCAAGCUAGGUCUGGCCAUGGAGAAGGACGGCCGCUCCAGCGCCAUGAGCGAAGGCGAGGUGCUGGACGAGGAAGACGACGACGACGAUGAAGAGGGAGGCGCCGAGACCGAGGAGCAGUCAGGCAACGAGAGCGAAAUGAACGAACAGGAAGAGGAUGAAGGAUCAGAGAACGAGGAAGAGGAGCGGGAGGAAGAGGACGAAGAAAACACCGACUAUCUGACCGACUCCAAUAAAGAAAAUGAAACCGACGAGGAGAACAAUGAGGUAACAAUCCGAGGCGGUGGAUUAAAACACGUCGCCUGCGCUGAAGACGAGGACUUUAUUCAGGCUCUGGAUAAGAUGAUGCUGGAGAACCUGCAGCAGCGUAGCGGCGAGGCGGUGAAGGUCCACCAGCUGGACGUGGCGAUUCCUCUGCAGCUGAAGAGCCAGCUGAAGAAAGGCGGAUCCGGACAGACCUGCAUCGGGGACGGAGAGUCGGACAUCUCAGACACCAUGCAGUUCGUCAUGUUGACCCGCAAAGGCAACAAGCAGCAGUAUAAGAUCCUGAACGUUCCGCUGUCGUCCCACCUGGCGGCAAAUCACUUCAACCAGCAACAGGCCGAGCAGGAGGAACGAAUGAGGAUGAAGAAACUGACUCUGGACAUCAAUGAGAGGCAGGAACAGGAGGACUACCAGGAGAUGAUGCAGUCUCUGGCUCAGCGUCCGGCUCCGGCCAACACCAACCGGGAGCGCCGGCCUCGAUACCAGCAUCCGAAAGGAGCUCCCAACGCCGACCUCAUCUUCAAGACCGGAGGAAGGAGACGCUGAUCGGAGUCUGGCUUCGGGCUGAGCGAGCAAGAGAACGAACGAACGAGCAAAAGAGAGAGAGAGAACGAGAGACGGGGAAAAAAAAACACGAGAAGAUCGGAGAUGGGACAACCGGUCGAAUAAACGUGGACCGAGUCCUCCAGACGCCCGCUGACGCCGGACCGGAACCGACCCCUGACCUGAACACUCACCUGAGCCCGAGGAGGGGAGGCGGCACCGGGAGCCGGGGUCGGAGGUCAGGGCUCACACAUGGCUCUCUUUCUUUUUUGUCUGUUGCCUGAGAUGACAAAAGAAAAAAACGACGACUGUCUGGACGAGAACUGCAAACAUGGGACCGACCGGCAGACUGACGGUGAGGCGGACCGGAGGAGGAGGGACGGACGGAUUCUCAACCCGCCGUCAUGAAACGUGGAGGGAAAACUUUAGGGGUUAAAAACCUGCGAGUGCACAACAUUUACACAAGACUAGCGAAGGGUUUUUGUUUUGUUUUCUGUUUCAUUUUGGACUAAAGGUAAAACCGGGAACACGUCUCGGUCUGAGAGGCGGCACUGGAGCUGGAUGGACUGUUGGCUCGGAGACGCAGAGGAAGACUUGAUGUUUUGUUCAAGAAAUUAAUGGACGGAUUGAUCCAAGAAGUGGCUGAUGGGGUGCAAGUCUUGUUCUAGAGGCCUUGUUGAUUUACAACUGGUCAUUUCUAACAGCUCAAACAGAGAUAUUCCAAUUUCUUGUCAGUCUAAACCCCCAAAAUAGUCACUUUUCUGUCAUAAAUGAUGAAGAAAAGCAGUCCUACAUUACAUUUUUUUGAUACUUUUGCUUUAAAUUUUUUUUUACUAAAAUCAGCAAUCAAAUCUGUUUCCAUGAGUCUUUCUUUCUGGCUCAUAUAUAAAAUGCAAUCAUUUCGGUGUUUUCAGACUUGCUAACAGGUUUAGAGGGUUAAAUAACAACUCAAAGAUAAUCAGUUUUGUGUUCAAUUUGUUUCUGCUUCUGCCAAGCAGCUAAAAAUUGUGCUCAAGGCUAAUAAAUAUGACAUGAAGUGUGAUUUCUACACAUAUAUUCUUGUACAGAUUAAACAGGCAGAGCUAUGCUAGCAGGUUCCCUCUGUUUCCAUUCUUUAUGCUAAGCUAAGCUAACCAGCUACUGGUUUUAGCUUCAUAUUAACCCUGCAGUUUCCACCUGUUUUCAGUCUUUAUGCUAAGCUAAGCUAACCAGCUGCUGGUUUUAUACUAACCUGCGGUUUCCCUCUGUUUCCAGUCUCUAUGCUAAGCUAGGCUAAGCAGCUACUGGUUUUAGCUUCAUAUUACCCCUGCAGUUUCCUCCUGUUUCCAGUAUUUAUGUUUUGCUAAGCUAUCCAGCUGCUGAUUUUAGCUUCAUAUUAACCCUGAGGUUUCCCUCUAUUUCUAGCCUUGAUGCUAUGCUAAGCUAACGACUACUGGUUUUAGCUUCAUAUUAACCCUGCAUUUUCUCUCUGUUUCCAGUCUCUGUGCUAAGCUAGGCUAACCAGCUACGGGUUUUAGCUUCAGAUUAACCCUGCAGUUUCCCUAUUUUCAGUCUCUAUGCUAAGCUAAGCUAACCAGCUUGUGGUUUUAGCUUCAGAUUAACCCUGCAGUUUCUCUCUGUUUCCAGUCUUUAUGCUAAGCUAAGCUAAGCUAAGCAGCUACUGGUUUUAGCUUCAUAUUAACCCUGCAGUUUUCCCUCAGGUUCCAGUCUUUAUGCUAAGCUAAGCUAACCGGCUGCUACUCAUAUUUAGCCUACAGACAUCUCUGGGUAAAGUAAACGACCUCACCACCUGAACCAGCUUUAAAUCAACAGAACGAGACUUUCACUCCGUCACAUACUUUUAACUAGGAAUCGACACCUGAGUGUACAUAUUCAGCGUUUUCUUUCCGACUUCUAUCCAGCUACAAACAGCAUUUUUAACCAUUUAAAUUUUGUGUAGUGUAACAUGAUAAGAGCUUUCUUUUCUUUGAAUAACUGUGUGCCUCCUCAGCGACGACUGUGUUAUUUUAAAUUCAUUUUACCUGUCAGGCCUCUAGACGGAUCAAUAUUCUGUAAUUCUUUCUGCUGCAUGGAGCCUUUUCGUGCACUUUGUCACUCUGCUGUAGUAAGAAGCUCGACUUUAGUGUUUAGAUUCACAAGCUAUUGUUCUUUUACUGCAAGCGAAAAGACAGAAAACAACAACAACAAGCGGCCUGCUGACGCUUUGUGUCUGACAAAGAAAAUCCACCACAAUAAAAGUACGGAGGUCUG